UUAGUACAUCAUGGAUGAAGAAAAGGAAAGGGAAGACGUCGAAAACUGGAAAGUGUAUGAAGCUCUGUGCAGCAAAAGUCCAACCGAGGUAAAGUACCUGUAUCAUCCUCAGUUAUUAAGAAACCUAUACAACGUUUGCUUUGUUAUUAAUUAUUACCUUAGUGUCGCGAAAACAAUAUAAGCUGUAUUGAAUGAUUCUUCUAGAAAUCUGUUGGGAACAGACAUCAUUGAUGCUAAAUACGUCUUUCGAUUCAAUAAACAAUAAAGUGUCCGAUUGGUAAAAAAAAUAUGAAAGAACAUUCGAUUAGACUUACCCAAAUAUAUUUUUUGAGCAAAUGAUUUAUAAAGGAACUUAAUACGAAACUCGUCGGUCACGCACUCAAUAUUUUCGAAGAGGUUAUCCGUCUUACCAAAAACUAGCAAAUUUACCACCAUAAUAUCCGAAACCUUGAUGCAUUCCAACAAUCAGCGUUUGUUGCAGUCUGACGCAAAUUUCUGUCGAGUGCGAGAAUCCUUGCGUCUUCCGUUUGUCUCGGAAGGCAUGUGUUGCGUAUAUUCGGGUGAAUUCAAUGUGAAAUAUUUCAGAUUAAAGCUGCGACUCUGCGUUAGUGUAAAUUGACCCUUGCAGCCUAAUUGAAUAACGCAAACGGGAUGGGGCUCGCCAGCUCACUAGAAAAUAUUAGGUAAUAGUUUGCUACACGUACUAGUGCGAGCAGAUCAUCAAGCGGUGCUGAUCCAGAGCGAGAUCCCUCCUUAGUCUGAGACUCCUGAGAAUAUAUACCUAGAUUAUAUAGAUAUAUAUAUAGAUUUUUUUAAUAAAAAAGGUUUUUUUGGAUAAUAAAAUAUAGUUUAAGCAUAUAUGCGCAUUUGUCAAUGUAAACCGAUAACAGUUAUAAGUACUUGUUGAAAGAUCGAUCCCAAAGAAUCUACUGUCGAUCCAAAGCACAAUCAUACCUGCUACUGCAGAUAACGUUCGCUCGCUCUACAUUAAUGACAAAUGCGGUAAUCUGACUUGAAUAGACUGGGUAUACAUCGUGUGCUUUCCUAUAUAAACCACUUAUGAUCGACGCCUUUAAUAUAAGCGAUGUCCGUCAGUCCUCAGACCUUAAAUAAAUCUUGCACCUCACUCGGCCCGGAACAGAAUUCGGCAUUUUCUAGUUUUCGUGAGAUUUUACUGGAGGGCUGUGCCUGUGAUUAACGGAAACGCCGCCGGUCACCUCGUGCCAAAUACAUUUGUAGGACUGGACUGGAUAGUCUGGAUACUGAGUGCUGACUCUGGUUUAUGCGAUUUUAAUUUAAAACUAGUUUGCACAUUUUGAUACGAUAUAUUUGGACCUCUUAUUGACUGGAUCCAAAAAAAUGAGUAGGUAGGUACCUUUUUUAUUUGGUAUGGAGGGAAUCUUCAUAGGUACCCACUCCCUAGGGGGAGGAAAUGUAUACAACCUGAACCGCCGUGUAGGAACCUGCUAAUCAAUUUUAAGCGACUUGAAAAAAAGAAGGUUCUCAGUUUGUUUGUUAUCUUUUUGAUGAUGUAGUAUUCUGUAGGUACACCAUCCUUUCGUUUUGGAUUUAUUGCAUGGUUAUGCGUUACAAAGUAACAAUCCUUACUACAUAGGUCAGCAACUUGCAUCUGAUCGACAUACCUACCUACUUUAUUUGUUAAGGUACUUUUAUAAUGAACAAAAUUUUUCAACUAAACAAAUGUAAAAUCAAUCAAGCGAAUCAAAUAUAAAUUAGCAAUGAAAUGAGUCGUUUAUCUACUUAGGUAAUAUUUUUUUAUAUCAAAGAAACUAUCAAAUCCGGAUGGUUUAUUAAGUACACUCUUUGAUGACAUUUUAUCCAUACCUUCCUCUUCCAUUACAAGUAUAACAACCCACAAACUCGGUUCUUACUAAAACCCUACUUUGGGACGAGCUGUGAAUAGGACCAACUGAGAAUGGGACCAAGUGCUCAUAACGCAAUUAGGUAUAAUACUAUAGUACCAGUUCCCAACUUCUGAUAUGUGGAAGGUUUGAGCUACGAUCGCCACACUUACUCAAGAUUCAAUGGCGGAUUGGCGACUCCAGAUUUCAUUAUUUGGAAUCUAGACAAGGCAAGGACAAUUGCGUUAAAAUAGAACGUACAACCUCGAGUAUAAAAGCGUAAGGGAAUCCCAACGGUAAUAAAGGUAACAACGUUAUAACAUAUUCGUAAUACAUCAAAUCACAUUAUUGAAACCAGCAUUGCAUCGCAUUUUUAACAGCUUGUAGCUUUACCGUUUAAAACAGUUACAAAAAGAUCGAUAUUGCCGUAUUCCAAGUAUUUGAAAAAAUGUUCACUGAAAGGAGUGCUAGCGUGCAUUGUCUCGUACCUCGCACGGGUUUCUCGUAUAAUAUAAACAUAACUGUGCCGACGUAUAGCCGACAGCCAAGUCAUAGAUUACGAGCUUCCCUUUCAGGAAAACUUCCGUGUUUAACGCGGCUCCUUGCCUCAAUAGAUCCCGUGGAUGACAUCGCAACUAAAUUACAAUUCAUCCAAUUAUCAUGUCUAUAAAAUCAUGAUUUAGGGUAAAGUCCCCACCGUUUAUGUAAAUGAUCAAAAAAUAUGCAUGUAUAUAGGUCGGUGAAAAAGAUAUCGUGACUGUCGGUCGGUUAGACUGAACCUCGAGCCAUAUCACGCUACAUUCUCGAUGGAAGCAGAUGCUGGUAACGACAUUAUCACCAGUCUUAGGAGUGAUCUGGCUGGUCUCCAAUACAAACGGGACAAGUUGAUAUCUGAAAACAGUGAUUUAAAAAACCUAAUGUUGGCUCGAGAUCAAAGAAUCUUAGAACAGCAAGUAGAAAUAGACCACCUUCGGGAACAAAAUGCUCGACAAAAUGCAAUUAUUUCAUCGCUCAGGAAGAAGAUCCAAGACCUUGAAGAAAUACAAAGGAACCUUCAAACUUCCCAAGGUAGAAGUGAAAUUACGGUUCAAACGCUGCAGAGAGAUAACCGAUACUGUGAAGAAAAGAUUAAAGAUUUGGAGAAGAAAUUACGUUCUCUAGAAUUAGAAUGUCAUAGUGAGGAACAACAGAAAGAAAACGCCCGCUGUCAAUUCCAUGAUCUGAUUCGUCGAAUGUCUGCCGCCUUGGAAUCGGAUUUCUGUGACACUGCACAUACUCAUUCCCCUGAAAGCCUCAUCAUAAAGGCGGCUGAACUUGUCCAAGAAAUCACCAGAUUAAAAAACAAAUGCUUAAAUACGACUGAAAACUUGUCAACGGUCGAACAAGAUUUAAGGAGUUGCAGAGACGCCUUAGAGAGGUCUAAUACUGACAAAGAUAUACUACAACGCCAGCUUUCCGCUCAACUCCUGGAUAUCGAGAGGUUAAAACAAGAAAAAGAGUCCUUGUGUGUUCAAAACAGAGUGAUCGAACGUGAGUUACAUGAAGCUAGAGAAAAAUUAUCACAUUGCUCCAAAAACUUGAACGUUGUUACCGAUAACGUCAACCAGAAUGAGUCUAUAAUAAUACAAUUAAAAGAGGAUUUGCGGCAUCGGGAUGAGAAAUAUCAAAGACUUCACGCGGAAUUCCGCAACACUAUGGAGUCAAUAGCCAUUUUACUCAGUUUACCGACAAGGUUUGUGGAAGCACACGAGACAACUAUAAAAGAUAGAAUACGUGAGAUAUUGAGUGACAACAAGGAUAAGACUGUGCAAAUUGACGCACUGCGUGAUAAAUUGGGCAUGGAAUCCCAGCAGUUGGGAAGAACAGCACAUUUACAUGACCAGGCCACCACCCGCGUCCGUAUUCUAGAAGAUGAAAGAAACAUGCUUGAAGCGAAAGUGCACAAACUGGAGUCUGAACUUAAUACCAUAGAACUAUCUAGGGAUAACUUGAGAAAAGACAAAGCUAAUUUUGUUGCAUUCCUUGAACGUCUUAGCAGAACACUCAAUAUGGAUGAGUUAACCCAAGACAUCGGAAUAGAAUUGCACACUGAAUCAAUUAUACAUCGUGCCGAGCAACUGUCGAGGCUUGAGAGCGAUAAAAUUGUUGACAAGAUGCUAUAUUACGGAUACUAUGGUACGCUGCCGAGACUGCGCAGAGAAAGAUCUUUCCAUGAUUUACCUUAUCUUAAAGAAACUGCCGUUGUGUAUCAAUUACAAAGACGAAUAAGAAUUUUGAGGGAACAGUUACAGAGGAAGGACUUGCAUCUCGAUUUAUUACGUCGGAAACUAAGUGUGCAGGAUGAGAGCUGCCGCGUCCGCGCCGUGCUGCAGGCCGAGCGUGAUGAGGCGGUGUCCCGCGGCAAGAAGCUGGCGCGGCAGUGCGACAAACUGCAAGUCCAGCUGAGCGAUGCACGAGCACAGCUACGCGACCUCAACGCGCAACUAGCUGAUGCUGCCGACUAUAAGAUCACAUCACUCGAACGCGCAAGAAAAGUGGAAGAGUUACAGAAGAAGUUAGAAGAGGCAGAAUUGGUCCGGGUCCGAUAUAAUCGUAAGGUCAACGUGUUGAAGGAACAGGUGCGAGCUACAGGCGAGACCGUCGAACAGGAGCGCUCCAGCUGCGGCCACCAGAUCACCAUCCUGCGCGACGACCUCGCGCGCACUAAGGAGGCGCUCGCCGAGUGCCAGCGCAGGGAAGCACAACUGACGAGCUUCAGGAAUUCGAUAGCCAAGUUAUUAGGUAUCCUGGUGCCAGCUUCAGUGUCGGACUUCGAGAUGGUGUCGCGUCUGCAGAAGCUGAUCGACGCGCACCACGACUUCACGGUGGUGUCGCGCCGGUACGACGACCCCGCGCUGCUGCGAGCCUCGUCCCGCUCCCCGCCGCCUUCCAGGUGCAGGACCAGGACUCCAGACAGGUGUGGUUGCAGGUCGCUGCGCUACGACGACUCCGGGUACGCCGACCCGGCGUAUGAUCUCGACGACGACCUGUACAAGCGCACCGGCUUGUGACAGUCGAGGCGCCGCGCUCGCUUCUAACCCCAACAACACUACACCCUUACCUAAGUUCUAUUUUAUUUUACUGGCAACACACAAAUUUAUGAUCGUUUUUAAUUGUAACAAAAUGUUAGCGACAUGAAUUUUGUGUUUAAAAGUCUGAUUUACGCCAGUUCGUUUAUUUUAAAAGGGCGGGAGUGAAUGUACCUAGAAAAAAAAAAUCUGGGUGUUACGAUCGAAAUGUGACAGGAUAAGUUUGGGACAGAAAACGCUAUGAGUAUGUCAUAUCUAUUUAUAGAUAUGAUAAAUCAAAGUCCUCCCGAUGUUGGGGUAGUGUAGGGCUAGUUCAGUAUUUCAAGUAAUCCAAUUUAUUAUUAAAAGAGUUAAAAACUUUACAAUACAGCACAUUUUGCAGGUAAAAGCGAGUAAGUGGCGACUUCUCAUAACAUUCUCCUCUAUUUUCAAUAGAAGAUUAUGGAAAGGUCUACAAACAUUAGUGGUAAACAAAGUGAUCAAAUAUAGUUUUAUAAUUCAACUUUACAAUAAGUUCAUUUAUCAGGCAAUCAUCGAAACAAACAGCGUAAUUCAAAAUUAAUUAUUUAAAGUGCAAAGUCUAGUCAUAAUCCUUGUAAGGAAAUUCUGCUUUAAUUAAGGAAUUAACAUUUUCCAUAUUUCGAUCUGUAAUUAACUUAAUGCGUCUAAACAAUUUAAUCGCGGAGAAAAAAAAGCCAUAAUAUUUGUUAUUCAGAAAACUGCCGACAUACCUACUCAUUAAUGUUAUUUUUUAAGAUUAAUGUUUUACAUUAAGCUACUAUGUAAUUGUAUGUUAGACAAGGAAGUAGUUCAUUAUCUUAGGAAUGUUAUAAUGACAUAGGUGGUCACAAAUACUCUAAUAUUAUGAUCAAUUUUGAUGUUGUUCAGUUUGUCUUCCAUUUCUUUGUCAAAAAGAUAUAAAUAUUAAGUUCCUUUUUAUUAAACUGUUGUGAUUUUACUUUUAAGUGAGUGCCUUACUCUGUAUUUUUUUUUAUUCGCACUGACUAAACUGUGAUAUGGAAUAAACUAAUAAAAAACUUGGAAUUAAAAAUACUCUCUGAAGCAAUAGUCGGCGCAUAACAACACUUUGCUAAAUGACAUUUUUAAAUUUGUUUUAUCUAACUCUGUGUACUUUGAAUGCGGCCGUUACGUUUUAAUUUACAUGUGCUACGAAUACAUAAUACACCUAUGCCUAUUAGUUUGAUACAUAAAAUUACGUCGUUAAUAAAUAAUUAUCCAUAAUUUCUCUCAGCUCCAGGGUCAUAUUUUAAUCCAAGGUUGUAUCGAAACGAGAGCUUUCAAAAUUACAUACCUAAACGAUUAAACACCACAGCCUAGCAACAAGAUUAACAACCGUAUUAACAAAUUAACUUUAAGUGUCACUACUACAGGAUUCUGCUAUUUAAAACGGCCGAUAAAUGAAUGGUAGUUGGAUUAAGUUUGAAAUUAUUCUGA
Messenger RNA from Trichoplusia ni (cabbage looper), 6385 nucleotides. RefSeq names its product coiled-coil domain-containing protein 170. NCBI's taxonomy places the organism in Eukaryota, Metazoa, Arthropoda, Insecta, Lepidoptera, Noctuidae. Bases 2669 to 4912 code for a protein of 747 amino acids. The transcript is spliced from 12 exons. The record is from RefSeq and is a predicted model, not a curated record.